This is a messenger RNA of Pipra filicauda (Wire-tailed manakin), 7602 nucleotides long. RefSeq lists its product as uncharacterized. The transcript is spliced from 2 exons. Bases 5070 to 6458 code for a protein of 462 amino acids. The record is from RefSeq and is a predicted model, not a curated record. Lineage: Eukaryota; Metazoa; Chordata; Aves; Passeriformes; Pipridae.
UGCUUUAUUCCUUUAGGUUUGUUGGUUGGGAGCCUGCCUAUAAGACGGGACUGUGAGUUACCCGCUGGGUUGGGCUAAAGGUACCUUGGUUGGGAAGCCUAGGCGCUGGUCGUAAGACAUAGCGAAAGCCGCGCUGUACCAGCACUCGCCACUCAGAGGGAGAAUUGGCGAGUUGGUUUUGGUUUUGGAAUAUGUAAUUGGUUUAUAUCGUUGUGUUAUUGCGCUGGUCGUAAAACGUAUUGGUUUAUAUUGUUGUGCUAUUGUGAAUUUGAUUUUGAAUUCAGACUGUGGUGUGUGUGUGUAUGUGUGUGUGUGUGUGUGAGUCAGUAUGAUGCCGUUUAAAACCUUUAAGGCACUAUCUUGUGCAGAAAAUGAUAUCCCUAGCGAUUCUCCGCUUGGUUGCUUGUUAAAACAUUGGAAGGAAAGAAAUUUCGGACAAGAGUUAAGAAAGAAACAAUUGAUUGAUUAUUGUAAUAAUGUGUGGCCUCAGUAUGAGACAGAAGGAAUGCAGUGGCCUAGGAAUGGUUCAUUGACUCCGGAAAUUAUAACCCCCUUGAUGCAAUAUUUACGGGAGAAUGAAAUAUGGGAUGAAAUACCGUAUCUAGACUUGUUUUAUUAUUUAAAACGUAAGACUGAAUGGCAAAAAGAAUGUGGUAUGUUGAUUUUGAAAGAAUUAGAUGAUAAAUGCAUAGGAUGUCAAGAACGGAAAAUACGGUUUUCAGAACCAGAAGAGGAUGUGUCUUUGUUAGUCUCCCCCAGCAUAACUCCAAGUGCGCCCCCGAGAGAUAGUCUCCCUUCACGUGUGAGGGCACAAUCACCCACCAUGCCCCCGCUAGAAUCGUCCUCGGAUGAGGAAGAAAAGAGAAAAGAGAGAAUGUGAUUUUGAUAGAACUCCUUUAGCUGAACAAACACGGAGAGCACGAAGAGAACGAGGGAGGAGUAGAGAAAGACGGCGGGGGGGGGGAAAGUUGAGGGAAGUUUUGCUUUCACCCCCGAGAUUAAUGGCCCCUUCGCAGGAAGCAGUUGGAGCGGACGGGGGAAAGGUCAUGAUGAAAGUUUCUUUUUUUUACCUAAUGAUAUAUUAAUUUGGAAACAGUCAGCUGGGUCAUACAGAGAAAAUCCGGAGCAGGUGACUUGUAUUAUAAAAAUGGUUAGAAAAACUCAAAAUCCAGACUGGAAUGAUUUACAGGUAUUGUUAGAUACAAUUCUGGACUCAACUGAAAAAGAAAUGGUAUUAAGAGUGAUGGUGGAAAGAGCGAAAGAAAGAAUGCGAACUCUGCCCCGGGCGGCGGGGGGAACAGUGGAUGAUUUUGUGCCACAGGAGGAUCCCGAGUGGGAUCCAAAUGUGUCUGGAGAUUGUAGAAAGUUGAGAAUUUACCGAGAAUUGUUGGUGGAGGGAGUGCAAAGUGAGAUACCAGGGACGCUGGACUGGUCAGGGCUGUGCUUAGUGGGACGGAAUGGGGAGAAUCUCUUUCAGCCUUUUUAGAGAAAUUAAAAGAGGAACCUCUGAAUGAAGUUAAAAGUAGCAAAAAAGAGGAACCUCAGAGAGAGAUUACAAAUAGCCCUCUGAAAAGAAGAUUAGUAAAAGGUGACUUUGAGGCUAGGACGCUGAGGAUUCCCCCUGAAAGUCCCUUGGGGAACCUCUUAGAGAACCGGAGUUGUUAUUCCAGCACUUAUAGAAGAUCAAAGGAGAAAAUGAUUAAGUAUUGUAUUGAAGUGUGGGGAGGUAGAAGAAUAGGAAAUAAUACUUACUGGCCCAUAUAUGGUACUUUUAAGAAUUGGGUCUGUGAACUUUUAACUUGGUAUGUUAGCAAUAAAAACCCUUUUGCCCAGAGGAGAGUUUUUAUGCCGAUAUAUGGUUAGAAGCCAGUGAAGAUAUUUACUUGUUUUCUUUAAGAGAAAGAAGGAGCACAACCCGUUAGAGUGUGACAAUACCCAAUUAGUUUAGAAGCCAGGAAAGGAAUAGCUCCUAUGAUCACACAGUUUUUAAUUUUAGGGAUAUUAAAAGAAUGUGAGUCAGAGUUUAAUACUCCCAUUUUUCCGAUAAAAAGCAAAAUGGUAAGUAUAGGUUAGUGCAAGACUUUAGAGCAGUAAACAUCAUCACAAAAGAUAUCCACCCGGUUGUAGCUAACCCUUACACCUUGUUAACAUCUGUUUCUGAGAGAUUUCAGUGGUUUACAGUGAUAGAUCUAAAGGAUGCCUUCUUCUGCAUACCACUGGCACGGGAAAGUUGGAAAAUCUUUGCCUUUGAAUGGGAGAACCCAGAGACUGGACGGAAGCGACAGCUUACUUGGACUCGAUUACCACAAGGAUUCAAAUGCUCACCCACGAUAUUUGGUAAUCAGUUAGCAAAGGAACUUGAAGAAUGGAAGACCACUCAGGAAUGGUCGGAUGGUGCAGACUGUGGAUCCCCAACUUUGGACUAACUGCCAGACCUUUAUAUGAAGAAGUAAAGGAGCCCAAGCUGACCUGGGGGACGAAGCAAGAGAAAGCGUUCCAGGAAUUGAAAAGAGCCCUCCAGGAAGCACCUGCCCUGGGACUGCCGGACCCAACCAAGGAGUUUCAGCUCUAUGUCUGCGAGAGACAACGAAUGGCUUUAGGAGUCCUCACUCAGCGUCUAGGAUCCUGGAAAAGACCGGUUGGAUAUUUCUCCAAACGGCUAGACGCAGUAAGUGGGGGAUGGCCAGGGUGUCUCAGAGUUGUGGCAGCGACGGUUACUUUAAUACAAGAAGCACGAAAAUUGACUCUGGGAAAACACAUGGUAGUGUACGUACCCCACAUGGUCAUAGCAGUUUUAGAACAAAAAGGGGGGCAUUGGCUCUCAUCUAGCCGCAUGUUACAGUAUCAAGCUUUGUUGAGAGAACAAGAUGAUUUUGAACUGAAAAUCACUAACCAUCUCAACCCAGCAGAAUUCCUUAGGUCUACACAGGAAGAAGGUAUCCUGGAGCAUGACUGUGUAAAGACCAUUGAACAAGUCUACGCGAGCAGAAGAGACUUGAAGGAUGAGCCAUUGACAGAUCCUGACUGGGAAUUGUUCACUGACGGUCUAGCUUUGUGGAGAAUGGCAUCAGGUAUGCUGGGUAUGCAGUAGUCACUGAACAAGAAGUGAUAGAAGCAAAUGCACUACCCCCAGGUACGUCUGCACAAAAGGCCGAAAUAUGGGUAUUGGUGAGAGCUUUGAUAUUAAGCCAAGGAAAGAGAGUUAAUAUAUGGACUGACUCCAAAUAUGCUUUUGGGGUAGUUCAUGUUCACGGAGCACUCUGGAAAGAGAGAGGACUUCUUACUUCUCAAGGGACAACGAUUAAACAUCGGGAAGAAAUUUUACAAUUGCUAGAGGCAAUACACAAGCCCUCAACAGUGGCAAUAAUGCAUGUUAAAGGACAUCAGAGAGAUCCCGGACGAGAAUUUCGAGGUAAUCGACAGGCUGACCAAGCGGCUAAGCAGGCCGCAAGAGAAGUAUGGACUCAGAUGGUUCUUUUGCCUGUUCGAAAUAAUCCAGCAAUACCAUAUAUGGAAGAAAAACCACAUUAUUCACAGGAAGAUGAGAAAUUAGCUCAAAUGACAAAUGCAAGGAAAAAUGUUAAAAGGUGGUAUAUUUCCCCCAUAGGACAAGUGAUUUUACCUGUCAGAAUAAUGAAAGCAGUGCUUGAAACAGAACACAAUAAGUGCCACUGGGGUGCAAAAGCAUUGGUAAAAUUUUUGAAAAAUGAGGUUCUCUCAAACCAGAUGUUAACACUGGCAAAAAGGGUAAAUGCAAUGUGUCCUAUGUGCAUAAAGAAUAACCCAGUAGUCAGGAAGUAGGUGUAGAUGGGAAAAUUACAGAUAGGUCAGUUACCGGGAGAUUACUGGCAAGUAGAUUUUUCUGAGUUGCCUAAGGCCCAAUCCUAUAAGUAUUUGUUAGUAUAUGUCUGCACCUUUUCAGGAUGGCCUGAGGUUUUUUCCUGUAGGACUAAUCAAGCAAAGGAAGUGGUAAAAACUCUCUUGAGAGAAAUCAUCCCAAGAUUUGGAGUUCCCCUAGGGCUGUCCUCUGAUCGAGGACCGCACUUUAUAGCAGGGAUAGUACAAGAUGUGUCUGUUGUAUUAGGGAUAACAUGGAAUCUCCAUACACCAUGGAGACCACAGUCUAGUGGACAAGUUGAAAGGAUGAAUCAGACAUUGAAAGGUCAAUUGAAGAAAAUCUGUCAGGAAGCAAAGAUUCCGUGGCCCCAAGCAUUAUCCAUUGCCCUGUUGAGAAUUAAGAUCAAACCAAGGGAGAAGAUAGGAGUAAGUCCAUAUGAAAUAUUAUAUGGCAAACCUUAUCAUGCAGCUACCUACCAAGGGGAUCCUCAUAUAGUAGGUGAUCAAGCAGUGUUUAAUUAUGUGUAUUCUUUAAAUAAGACUCUCACAGCCCUCAGAGGAGCGUUGCAGUGGAAUCGACCUUUGCCCCUGGAGAAUCCAGUGCAUGACAUUUCUCCGGGAGAUCAUGUCUACGUGAGAAACUGGUCGGUGGAGCCGCUGAAAGAAACAUGGGACGGUCCUCGCCAGGUGAUAAUGACGACCUACACCGCAGUAAAAGUCGAAGGAAUCGACAGCUGGAUCCAUUAUACUCGGGUCAAGAAGGUUCCAGUCUUGUGGUCGGUAGAACCUCUCUCACCCACAAGGAUGGUAUUUCGAGCCAACAAUUGAGAAUCGUGGUGUUCCUGGGGUUGAUAAGUUUGGCAGAGACCUUUGUGAAAAUUGAAACCCCUGACCCUUACCUGCUAGUCCCCGAAGUUACUGAUGUAAAUUUAACCUGUUUGUUUUCUGAUGACCAGGGAGCUGAAUUAAGGGAUGUUAACGUCAAGUGGAGAUGGAGAGAUCAAGAUCAAACCAUGACAGAAGGAGUGACAACAGUUUGGGAUGCUACACAACAAAAAGGUUACACCGUUCUGCAGGUACCCAAAAUGUCUAAAGCCAUGGAAGGGACAUAUAUGUGUGCAGUUUGGAUUUGAGAAAGUUUUGAUUAUGGACAUAUAGAAAUACGGACAGUAAACACGACUCAGAAAACGGUGACCACAGUGCGAGUUAUACCCACCAGGAAACAAUCAGACAUGUGGGAUGGUCCUCCUUUAAAAAUCAAUUGUACCUUCCAAUUUGAUGAUUGUCAAAAAUCAAUUAAAGUAAAGUGGUGGAAACUGAAUCUGGCAAAUCAAUCUUGGGAAUCACAAAGUCAAGGAGUUAGCUGGUGGUCAAAUAGUAAGGGAGGUAAAGGGUGGCUGAAUAUUUCUAAUCCCAGAGUAGGAAAGACAGAAGGUACAUUUCUUUGUGUGGUCUCAUGUGGAGAAGAAAAAGAUUAUGGGAUAAGAACAGUAGUAGCCGUACCACAUCAAGGAGUAAGACUCAGACCAGAACACAGUGUUUACCCAGCUCAGGAAGGAAGAGAUCUGAUUCUAAGUUGCAAAAUUCCAGAAGGACAGUAUUCUGAAUAUGGGUGGCGGUUUAAGGGACAGAACUUGAAAGUUGGGAAGAGACAUCAGAUUGGAAAGAGAGCAGACGCAAUAGUUUUGAAAAUCAAAGAAAUACAAAGAGGAGAAGAUGAGGGCCAAUAUACUUGCUGGAUAAGUAAAGAUGACUGGUGGGAUACUGGAAUUACUGCCGUCUACAUAAGGGCUGAAAGAAUAACCCGGCAAGUAAGUAACCCGCAAAUUCCAGAUAGAGAAGUAGAACAAGAAAACCUAGUCGUAGGCCUAAUUCGUGAUUUUGGGAGAGUACAGAAUGUCACAAAAAUUACUGCAUGUCUCCCUAUGCCUCAUGCUGUAGGAGACCCAAUCCCAUGGGGAAUAAUUCCAGUACAAGAAAUUCCUAAAUUGUUUAAGAAUACUACGUGGAAUUGCAGAUUUGUGACCAAAACAUGGAAUGAAAUGAUAGAUGCAUGUCUACUCAAAAACGAAAUGACUAAGAAACAAUGUGAACAAGUACCUGGAUUUUUCCGAUGGGUAGUAGUUGGAACAUGGGUAACAAGCGAAAACAUUGACAAAUUAAAAGGAUCUUGUUUAGUUACAGAUUCAGUAAUAUACCCAUGUUCUAAAGUCCCGGCUCAAAUAAAACGAGAAAAACAAGAACAAGUAUGUCAAAAUAUUACUAGCUCUACAACCAUGGAUGAAUGGCAAACAAUUUGGGGACCCAGCUUAUUAGAGACUUAUAGUUAUAUUGGAAAAGUACAGUGGUGUAUUCACUGGAAAGGGAAAAAGAAUCAAACUUAUUCUACAAGCAAUAGAGGAAAUCAUAAUUGGAGGACAGAAACACGUGCAAAAGAGAAUUGGAAUUGUACUCGAGUAUAUACAUGUGAUACCCCAGACGAUGAAAUAGGCUUAAUGCCAGUCAAAACACUUUUGCAGUUAGGAUGUGAAUGUCGAGGGUAUAACCAUAUGAUUAAGGGAUCUGUGAAAAAUAUUGAUUGCCGUACCACCACAGUUAAGAGCCCAGGAAUUUUAGUGUGAGUCAUGGGACAUGGCCAGUGGACCACCCACAUGCCAAUAGAUAGUCCAGUUGUACCUGUCACACUAGGGAUACCUACUCUCUGUCCAUUCUGGAAGCGGGAUAAGUUAACAUCAGUAGAAAUACAACCACGAGGGAAAAGAGAAAUUAGUAAAGACAUUGAUGACCUGGGGUUGGGAGAUUGGCAUGAACCAUCAGCAGGAGUUAAAUUUAGAUGGGCAUUAGAGUCUCUGUUUGCACCAAUCUCAACAUACCGGAACAGAGAAAUGUUGUUUAAAUUAAUGGGACAAACUGAAAGGCUAGCAGCAGUCACCAAGAAGGGAUUUAAAGAUCUAAAUUUACAAUUACAAGCCACCUCUAGAAUGACCAUACAAAACCGCAUGGCAUUAGACCUAAUAUUACUUAAGGAACAUGGAGUUUGCGGCUACCUGCAUGCUAAGGACGAGCAUUGUUGUGUGCACAUCCCAAAUGUCACUCAGGAAGUAGAAAAAGAUAUUAGUCAAUUAGAACAAAUUGACGAGAAUGUUCAUGAACUGCAAAAAGAAGCAGAACACAAUUGGAUAGGACAAUUAUUCAGCUCCCUAGGUCUUCAUGUGUCAGGAUGGAUAUCUUCUGUUAUCCAGUAUGGAAUAUUGAUUGUAGUGAUUAUUGUGAUAGCUAUAAUUGUUUACAAGUGUCUUUUAGGAAUGAUUGUAAAAGAAGGUCAACAUAUGGGACGCAUCAUGAAAGCUAUAACAAGAAAAGAAGUAAUCUCAUCGCAAGAUGGACCACCUCCUGCCUGUCAGGAAACUGCAACCUGAAGAUUGCUGUAUUUGAGCAUCCUUGCAAGCAAAGCCUGAAGAAUGCUCAAAAGGGGGGACAUGUUGCAAAGCAAUUUAAAUUUUAGUAGUAGAAUGGCUAAGGCUUAGUAGGAGAGUAGGCCUAGAAAAGCAACACUCCAAAGAAGUAAGUUAGCAACCUUGUUUGUGUGCUGAAAAAGGUGGAAACCAUAAUCAAAGGAUCUAGUCAAGCAUGUAUAUAAUGAUUUGUUACCUAGGAUAUAGUAAUUUGUUACCUAAGAUGAAGUAAGGGUCUGUUAAACAGUUUCUAAGGGUAAGACAACUUAAGCAGAUUUAUGAUUAGAGUAGAUGAUUAUUAAUUGUUAUC